Beauveria bassiana ARSEF 2860 is the source of this 417-nucleotide messenger RNA. RefSeq lists its product as uncharacterized. NCBI's taxonomy places the organism in Eukaryota, Fungi, Ascomycota, Sordariomycetes, Hypocreales, Cordycipitaceae. The record is from RefSeq and is a predicted model, not a curated record. The coding region runs from base 1 to 417 and encodes 138 amino acids. The transcript has a single exon.
AUGCCCCUGCCGCACCGACGAAGCAUGGACGUCGCCUCUGAGAUCAUUCGUCUACACGAGAUGUAUCAGACGCUAGAGCUCAAGCUAGGCCACGAACAGAAGCAAAACCAGUCGCUGCAUCAGUCGAUAGUAGAGCUGCGCGACCAGCUGGACGAGUCCGCCAUGGAGAAGGAGGUUUUGGAAAGGCAAGCAGACCUGCUGAAAGAUGCCCUGGGAGAGAAGACGAAGCAUAUUUCCAUGCAAAACUUCACUCUCAUUGAGGCGCAAAAACAGGCGCAGCUACUGGCGGCGUCAAACACCGAGCGUGCGCGGGUAAUAUCCGCGCUCUAUCAACAUAUCCGGUGCCCAGAGCAGCAAGAAGAGCUGUGCGACCAGGGCCGAGAGAAGAAGAGAAAGGUGGAAGAAUCAGAGCUGUAG